AUGGAGGUGGACUCGGGUGCAGUUUGUUCAGUCAUCAACGACCGGACUAUGCGGAAGCUGCUAAUAUCGAAAAGGGCGUUGCGCCCAAGUAGCCUUCACCUCCGAGCUUACAAUAACAAGGAACUACGAGUAUUGGGUGAACUGACCGCGACGGUGGAAUUUAGGGGGCAGGAACAUCGCCUGCGAUUGGUGGUGGUUAAGCGUGCUAGUAUCGGACUUAUCGGUCGGGACUGGUUCAAGUCCUUGGGAAUAAGUCUGAGUGGCGUUCACAGUGUGUACGAGCCGAGUAGAACUGGCAGUAAAGGAACAACGGCCUUGCUCAAGAAGUAUUCUUCAGUCUUUGAGCCUGGACUUGGGACAAGUAAAGGGCCUCCUGUACGCAUAGAGGUGAACCCGGCAGCUCCGCCGCGAUUUCUGAAGCCAUGGCAAGUACCGUUUGCAUUGAGACCGAAGGUCGACGAAGCACUGGACAGGUUGGUGAGCCAAGGCAUUUUCCAGACUGUACGGCACUCGAAGUGGGCAACACCUGUCGUUCCAGUUGUCAAAAAAGAUGGAUCGAUAAGGAUCUGCGGGGACUACAAGAGCACAGUCAACCGUGUGGCGCAGUGGGAAACGUAUCCGCUGCCAACACCAGAGCAGCUGUUUGCCAGGCUGGCAGGUUGCUCGAAGUUUUCAAGGCUAGACCUCGGACAAGCGUAUCAACAGAAGACUGUUGAUGAAGAAACAGCUGACUUGUUGACGGUGACAACACAUCGGGGACUGUUCCGCGUAACCCGUCUUCAAUUUGGCGUGGCAGUGGCAGUGGCUAUUUUUCAGAGGUACAUGGAAGAACUGUUGCAUGGAAUUGAUGGUGGGCUGGUGUUCUUGGAUGACAUCUUGAUCGGUGGAAGGGAUGAGGCACAGCACCAUGCUCGUUUGCAAGAGGUGCUCAAAAGAAUCCACGAAGACGGUGUGCAGCCGACAGAAGACAAGGUUCGUGCUAUUCACGAGGCCCCGGAGCCAACAUGCAAAAAGGAGCUUCAAGCCUUUUUGGGAGCUCUGAACUUUUACAACAAGUUUCUUAAAGUAGCAGCACAUGCCUUGGAGCCACUGUACCGGCUGUUGGACAAGGGUCGCGAGUGGCGUUGGACGGGAGCCGAGGCAGACGCAUUUCGCCAGGCGAAAGAUCUGCUGCAAUCAUCGCAUGUUCUUGUUUACUAUGAUGUCAACAGGCCCCUAGUGCUUGCCUGUGACGCUUUCCCGUGUGGACUGGGUGCUGUGUUGAGUCAUGUGGGGGAAGAUGGCAGCGAGAGACCGGUUGCAUAUGCAUCAAGGAUUAUGAGCGCGGCAGAACGGAAUUAUGCCCAAAUAGACCGAGAAGCGCUCGCCAUUGGCUUUGGCAUUAAGAAAUACCAUCAGUUUCUGUAUGGGAGGCAUUUCAAAAUUGUGACGGACCACAAACUCCUUUUAGGACUGUUGCACCAUGCCAAGCCCAUUCCCCAGGUGCUAUCACCACGGAUGCUGCGUUGGACCCUCAUGUUAUCAGCAUAUGACUAUGAAAUUGAGUAUCGACCAGCAGAGAAGCUUUCCAAUGCUGACGCAUUCAGUCGUUUACCACUGAGGGCCAGUAAGGCGGAGGAAGAGGAGCAGCGUCUUUGGGAAGUAGGAAUGCUAGAAAUGGCACCAGAAGUAACAUGGAACUCUAGGAAGAUGGCAAGUUUUACGUCAAGGGACAAGCUGUUGGCUAGAGUCUGCAAUUGGGUGCAGCAUGGGUGGCCAGAGGGCAAGCUACCGGAAGAGUUUGCAGCAUUUGUGAUCCGCAAGCAUGAACUGUCGGUGUACCAAGGUUGCUUGCUGUGGGGCAGUCGUGUGGUCAUUCCAGAGCCAGCUCGACCAUAUGUCAUGGACAUUCUUCACACAGCUCAUCCAGGAAUUGUCAAGAUGAAAGGGCUCGCCAGAGGAGCCGUGUGGUGGCCAGGAAUUGACAGAGAUGUUGAGCAGAAAGUGAGGGACUGUGCACGUUGUCAAGAAUCCAGGUCUGCGCCAGCAGCUGCAAAAAUUCACCCUUGGGUAUUCACCAAGCGUCCUUGGACAAGACUACAUAUCGAUUUUGCUGGGCCAUUCCAAGGCAACGUCUUCCUCAUUGUGGUGGACUCUCACUCAAAGUGGUUGGAAGUGUGCCGAAUGACUUCCAUGUCGGCAGCUGCAGUUUGUGCGAAGCUUCGUUUUCUUUUUGCUACCCAUGGCAUUCGAGAGACUGUUGUUUCGGAUAACGGAACUGCAUUUUUUUCGGAGGAGUUCAGAGACUUCAUGUGCCGAAAUCAAAUCCGGCAUGUGACCGUUGCCCCAUAUCACCCUUCUUCAUAUGGUCAAGCAGAGCGGAUGGUGCGCGAAACCAAGGAAGUACUCAAGCGCAUGGUUGGAGGCAAUAUCGACACACGUCUGGCUAGGUUUUUAAUGACCCAGCAUAUCCUGCCUCAUGCUACAACAGGCAAAAGCCCAGCCGAAUCGUUAAUGGGCAGAAAACUUUCAACUGUGUUAGAGCGUCUGCAUCCUGACCUGCAGUCCAGUGUGCUGCAGAAACAAGAGCAGGUGAUGCAGCGCCGUAACCAGGCAGUGCGACUGUUUGAAGUGGGGGAUCGAGUGUUUGUGCGCAACUAUCUCUAUGGGCCCAAGUGGCAUUGUGGAUUCUGUCACUGGACCAGUGUCGUACUUGGUCGUCACCAAGGAUGGACGUCGGUGGAGACGGCAUGUUGA
Messenger RNA from Dermacentor andersoni, 2736 nucleotides. NCBI's taxonomy places the organism in Eukaryota, Metazoa, Arthropoda, Arachnida, Ixodida, Ixodidae. The record is from RefSeq and is a predicted model, not a curated record.